AUGCCUCCCAAGAAGAACGCCGACGACGCCGCUGCCAGCACCAGCCACAACUGUUCCGAGGCUGACAUCAAUCUCAUGAUUGCCAUUAUUGAGAUGAUUCCCCGCCCAGCUCUGGACUAUGACGUCCUCGCGGAGAAGCUAGGAUCUGCCACUGCCAACGCCGCCCGCAUGCGCGUGAGCGCUGCUAUCAAGAAGCACACCAACUGGUUCGCCGGAACCAACGCGACUACCGGAGAGGGCGGAUCCCCCAACAAGGCACCCCGUGCCAAACGCACCAUCAAGAACAAGGAGGACCCCAACGAAGAGUCUCUCGACGAGCAGGUGAUGCCUUCCAAGAAGAGAGCUCGUAACGGAAAGGCGAAAGCCAAGGCUGCGGUGGAGGAGACUACCAAGAAGACGGCUGCCAAGAAGGAGAAUAAUGAUUUUGCCGAUUGCCAGAUUUGA
Molecule: messenger RNA, 444 nt
Organism: Colletotrichum truncatum
Lineage: Eukaryota; Fungi; Ascomycota; Sordariomycetes; Glomerellales; Glomerellaceae
Source: RefSeq, a predicted model, not a curated record